Messenger RNA from Cuscuta campestris, 1748 nucleotides. NCBI's taxonomy places the organism in Eukaryota, Viridiplantae, Streptophyta, Magnoliopsida, Solanales, Convolvulaceae. The record is from the annotation of a GenBank genome assembly.
AAUCGAAUUUCACUCUCAAAUUUCGAUUUGGAUCGAAUUUAGAGUCUGAGUAUUUGUCUCCGGAAUCCAGAUAGAUGCCUCGCGAAGAAGAAAUGUGUGUCCAUUUCCCGGAGGAAAUCAUCCUGCAAAUCCUCCGGAGACUCCCGGUGAAAUCGGCGGUGAAAUACACCGCCGUUUGCAAGACCUGGUACGCUCUCAUCAAGGAUCCCGCUUUCGUUCUCACUCAUCUGCAGGCUGCCUCUUUUCCAAGCGACCUUCUCCUUCUCAGGUUCGCUACAGGUAAAAGAGAAUUUUAUCAAUUGCGUCGCGAUAAUGAUGCCUUUGAGGAGUACAAGCAGUUCCACUUACCCUUCGAGUGUGGUGGAUUUGGGGCUUUUAGACUUGUUGGUACAUGUAAUGGGCUGAUUUGUCUGGGAGAUGUUUAUCAAGAUUAUUGCAAUAUAAUUUUGUGGAAUCCUUCCAUUCACAAACAUUUCAUUUUGCCCAAUCCUGAUUUUCCCUUCAAGAGCUUUUGCGAUAAUACCCUAGGCUUCGGGUUUGAUCCAGUGUCAGAUGACUACAAGGUACUUCUAAUUGUGGCUCAGGAUAAUAAAGAAGAAUUGAUUGAAGUGUGGUUGUUUUCAUUAAACAGGUGUUCUUGGACGAGGCUUAGUGAAGCCUCUCCCAAGCAUUGUUUGCAUGCACAUAGGGAGGCAGCCUUUGUGAAAGGUGCUUUGCAUUGGAUUGGACAUUCUAAUUUGAAGAAUUGGAUGUUCUCGCAUAUGGUUUUGGCUUUUGAUUUGAGCACUGAAAAGUUUUUUGUGGUGAACUUUCCCAAAACUUUAGUUCACUUUGUACCCCAAAUGUCAUUAAUUAAAUAUGAAGAGUCCAUUGCUGUGGUUGCCCAUGGCAGUUUUGAAGAUUUAGAUGACAAUCAGCUUGAGUUGUGGGUCAUGAAGGAGUACGGUGUAGAUAGUUCAUGGACAAAGGUGUUGCAUUCAAUUGGUGAAGAUGGAAAGUUAGUUUUUGAUUCAGACUUGAUUGACGUGUUUGGGGUCAGGAAGAAUGGGGAGGUUUUAUUGAAGGUGCGUGAGGAGUGUGGGAAAAAUUAUGAGCUAGCUACACUGGAUUUGAACUGCGACCAACAGAAGCAGCAACUAAAGCGUCUUGGAAUCAUGAUUGAUCUUAAUUAUUCGUUUGUUGGAAACUUUGUGGAGAGUCUGGUGUUACUUGACAAAGGGGAACAAGAUGUGAGGGGGAAGUCUGAAUAAAAGUGUAAUGGCAUAAGCUUGGGAACUUUUGUUAUCAAAUUGCGCCAAUGGUUAGGAAGAAAGGGGAACUUUUAUUGAAUGUGAGAAGGGAGGAAGGGCAUGGUUGCGAGCUAGCAAUGUUGGAUUUGAACUGCCACCGACAGGAACAUUCCAACUAUAAUUAUAUGUAUGAUGAUGAUGAUGUUGUACUUUCCCUUACUCACUCCACUCCUUGCUCCAGAAGUUGAUAACACAAGUAGUCUUGACUGUUGAGUUGUGAUUUCUUAACCAAUCAUGUGAUUUGAGGUCCAGUUUUCUUCCAAUAUUGCGCCGAGGCCCGAGGUUCCACUCAAAAACACUUCUUCCCACUUGGGUAGAGUGAUAUUCAGAUCAAACCUUGCAUCUUCAUUCUUCAUGACUCCCAUGGUAUUAACAUUUUCACUUUUUCCAACUAUGAUUGUCUUACACUAUGUUUGGUUUUUAAAGAAUUCACAAGGAAAAGAAAAGAAGUAGUUUUCU